CGCCGAAGUGGAUUAAUUAUUCCCGAAGAUAAGGGAUUGCUGCCGAACCUCACUACGCACUGAUGAAUGGCACUAGCCUCGAACCCGCGCAAAAGGGUAGUUCAGUGCGAUGUCGGGACCUUUGUGUGAUUGGUAACACAAUGGUUGCAUAAAUCUGAGAUCGGCCAUUUGUUAGCAAGUUCCACGUCAAUCGUUCCGAUCCACGUGCAGUUCUCGGUAGUUCAGUCUGGUCGGUGUUGGGUGAUUUCCUGAUACGAUAUACUACCAGGCUCCCAACCACCAGAUUACAAGAUGAACAGAACUUGCCCGUAGCGUGUUCACUCUCAUCAUGAAGAAAGUGCAAAUUGGCUAUGGAGUCGACGUCGAUGCUGUGUCCGGCUGGAUCGGGUCAUACGGCGGCGAGGACUCGAUUUGCGAUAUAUCUCGAGGACUGCAGGCGGGAGAAGUCAACGUACAUCGACUGCUCAAGAUGUUCAAGAAGUAUAACAUGACACAAACAUUCUAUAUCCCGGGCCACUCACUGGAGACCUUCCCGAAAGAAUGCGUCGCAAUUCGAGAUGCUGGACAUGAGAUUGGACUGCAUGGAUACUCGCACGAAGAGCCGAACAAGCUCUCUGCACAGCAGCAGGAAGACAUUUUCAACCACACGUAUGAGUUGCUCACCAAGUUCAUCGGCGAACCUCCCAAAGGCAUCGUGACACCAAUGUGUCAGAUCUCAGCGGCCUCGGCACAACUUCUCGUGGAUAAAGGUAUCGAGUAUGAUCACAGUGCGAUGCAUAGAGAUUGUGUUCCAUACUACCUUCGAGUGGGUGAUCAAUGGGAGAAGGUUGACCCAAGCAAACCGGCUUCGUCCUGGAUGAAGCCUCUUGUCCGUGGCAAACUUACUGAUCUGGUUGAGAUUCCCAUGAACUGGUUCCAAGACGAUUUCAUCCCUCUGACAUUCGUGCAAAACAUGCCCAACUGCGGCGGAUGGCAGGACCCCGAUACAAUCAUCAAGAUCUGGAAAGAGAGGUUUGAGUACUUCUACCGAGAGUACGACUAUUUCAUCUUUCCCAUGUGCAUUCAUCCUGAUGCCAGUGGUCAUCCGCAUGUGAUACUGGCACAUGAAAGAUUUAUCGAAUGGGUGAACACGCACGAAGGAGUCGAGUGGGUUCCGAUAUAUAAGAUGGCCAGGACCUUUCGAGAAAUGUAUCCAACGAAGGAGGAAUGGCUGAAGGCAGAAGAAGCGAAUGGAACCACGGUUUGAUGACAUAGAGACAUAUACCAUGGCUGAGGACUGUAUGAUUUUGGGAGCUUGAUAUGUCUGUAUGACGCUGUCUCGAUAACAGAAGCCGGUUUGCAGGAUGUCGUUCAAAGCAUUAUCAACGUGAUGGUGCUGAAUGCUCAAACCUACCAGUCGUGAGAGUUGUAAAAUGGGAUGGAGUUUAAAGGGACGACUUUAACCCUAACUUAGACUCUUAAGUGUCAGCAGAACAGUCCCAAGCCCAAAAGACCUUAGCUUAGGGUUAGUGCCCAGGUAGUGAUAUACAUGUAUAGCCCGACUGGC
This is a messenger RNA of Exophiala viscosa, 1546 nucleotides long. RefSeq names its product polysaccharide deacetylase family protein-like protein. The transcript is spliced from 6 exons. NCBI's taxonomy places the organism in Eukaryota, Fungi, Ascomycota, Eurotiomycetes, Chaetothyriales, Herpotrichiellaceae. The coding region runs from base 329 to 1246 and encodes 305 amino acids. Gene Ontology annotation, biological process: carbohydrate metabolic process. Gene Ontology annotation, molecular function: hydrolase activity, acting on carbon-nitrogen (but not peptide) bonds. The record is from RefSeq and is a predicted model, not a curated record.